CCGUUCCUACAUGAGAUCCAGCAACAUCGGGCGCGCACGGACGAUAUAUGUAGCUGUAUGGGGGCGCGAUCAGUAUUUUCUUACGGUGCGAAUCCAAAAUGUCAGACAUCGAUAAAUGGAUAGAGAUCGCGAAAGAAUGCAAAUACUUGCCCGAGAAUGAUCUCAAGAAACUCUGUGACUUGGUAUGUGAUUUAUUACUGGAAGAAUCCAACAUCCAGCCUGUAUCUACUCCGGUGACAGUAUGCGGUGAUAUCCACGGUCAGUUUUACGAUUUAGAGGAACUGUUCCGUAACGGUGGUCCUGUACCGGACACGAAUUACAUAUUCCUGGGAGAUUUUGUCGAUCGGGGUUACUAUAGUUUAGAAACAUUUACUCGUCUGCUCACGCUUAAAGCUAAAUGGUCCGACAGGAUAACGUUACUUCGUGGUAAUCAUGAAUCUAGACAAAUCACGCAUGUUUAUGGAUUUUAUGAUGAAUGCCAAAACAAGUAUGGUAAUGCUAAUGCAUGGAAAUACUGUUGUAGGGUAUUUGACUUGCUCACAGUUGCUGCCUUAAUCGAUGAACAGGUUCUUUGUGUACAUGGUGGAUUGUCUCCAGCUAUUAGAACACUAGAUCAAAUUAGAACGAUUGAAAGGAAUCAAGAGAUUCCACACAAAGGUGCUUUCUGUGAUUUGGUCUGGUCUGAUCCAGAGGAUGUAGAAACAUGGACGGUAAGUCCACGUGGCGCAGGUUGGCUGUUCGGUAGUAAGGUGACUUACAUGUUUAUGGAAGUGAAUGACCUUAAACUCAUCUGUAGGGCACAUCAACUAGUACAGGAAGGUUAUAGGUACAUGUUUAAUGAUAAACUUGUCACAGUGUGGUCAGCUCCAAAUUAUUGUUACCGAUGUGGUAACAUAGCUAGUAUCAUGCAGUUCACGACAGUGGAUCAGAGAACACCCGUGCUAUUCCAGGCAGUGCCUGAUUCCGAAAGAGUAAUCCCACCUCUAACACCCACUCCGUACUUUUUGUGAUCUAUCUUAGUGGCUCAUUUGUACGGGUGCAGAAGAGACAUGUCUGUGUCUAGACUCUACGGAAUCACAUGAUUUGAUUAGCCAGACCCAGGCUGAUACCAUGACGGAACCAUAACAUUCAUGAAAAUAUAUCACAAACCGAUUAUACAUUACCUAAAGAGAGUUUUGAUUCCCUUAAAAAAAAUUGUUUAAUGCGUUCUACGAUCAAAGUACGAUACUUAGAGGACUGAAUUGUCGUGUGAUUGCUCUUAUUCAGGGAAUGUUCUUUAGAUUUUUUAAGAACUUUAUCAGGUUUUACAUGUUGUAAAGCUAAACUUUUAUAUAUAUACAUAGUGUCUGCCAUUGCAUCAGCCUGAUUUUUGUAGCUCGAGAAAAAAGGAAAUGAUAUUUUGCAUCAGAGAAAAUGUGAACAUUUUGUGGUCUAGACGCUUUUGCUGUCUACUAUGUACAUUCUGUAGAACAUUCAUAUCUCAGAGCAGCAUUCUGGACUUUAAUGUUCAAAAGACUAAGAGCUUUUAAAUAAUUUAUGAGUGCGAAUAACGCAAAAUAGUCCAGUGCUGUAUGUGUGAGUAAUUAAUUAAAAAAGAAAAAAAAAGAAACGUUCAAACAUUCCGGCAAAAAGAUACACUCUCUGAGUACAGUGAAUGCUUCUCUGACAUAAUCGUUGUGCGUAGAAUUCAGGUUUAUUAAAGCGUGAGAAUAUAUAGUACUGUUAAGGUCUUCCUGAACAUAUAAAUGAUCUGUUUCUGGUUUAGGUACUGUGUGCUGCGUGCUGUUCUUUUUUCUUCUAAAAGCGCAAUCAGUGUUCUUAGCAAGAAUCGUAAAUUCGGCUCUUUUUUGCCGAAGUACAAAUAGCGUAUAGCAGUAGCCAAAGUUUUCCUGCUUAGGUAAGGAAAUCCGAUAAUUUUUGUCGGAUUGUUGUAGUAUCUGUAGAGACUUUUCUCUUAUUAUUUUUAUGCACAUGACAUUUUUUUUAUGCUUAAUUUUAAGAAAUUCUAAGCUCAAAUAUCGUCCUUAAAUUAUCUUGACACGCAUUUUUCGAAAAAGAUAUUCACCAUUUGUUCGUCACACUUCUCUCUCUCUCUCUCUAUAUAUAUAUAUAUAUAUGUACAAAGCAAUAUUUUCAAAUACUAUUGCAUUCUCCGAAUCUUUGUACAGUUUCCAAUAUUGUAUGCCAAAUCGCUGUCGUUCUAAAUAAUCGUAAUUAGCUAAUUGUUAUAAGUUCAUUAAUGUAGGGAGCAACUUUAAAAGGAAAAAAACCGAGACCCUUAGCAAUGUGCCUCUAAAUUAAUAAGUGUUUGUGUAAUAUAAUGAUACGAUAUUGAUAUGACGUAAUUAAUGGAAAUGCACCGGCCAUUGCGUAUCAUAAGCCUGAAUUCUGACCAUCGAUUUUUACUAGCUCACGAUAAUUCCUAAUCGAUCACAGACCCGACAAAUACGGCAUUGGCAUUGUGGCACAGGCUGUCAAGUUGAAACUACUCUAUUUUGAAUUUUGUGAUAUAGACCGAUGGAGGCGUGUGCAAUGAUCAUGUCGAUGUUUAUAACGACUCUCCUUGUCGCACCAUUCGAAGAGAUUUUGUGAAGACCCGUUAUUCCAAGAAAUAUAAUAAACUUUUGAACAGUGCCUUCAGAACUAUAACAUGACGGUCUACUAGAAAUAUAAAUGCUUUCUUACCGACAGAUUAUCAUAGACGAACUAACAUAAGGACGAAGAAUCAUACAAAUACCAGAGCUUAACGAGAAAUGCGUAUAUGUGGAAAUUUUUAUCGCUCUUUCUUUCUCUUUUUACUCUACUUCAUAAACUCUUUAUUAUUUAGAAUUAUAGCUAUUAUUUAGAACAAAUCUUUCCUUUUUCGAAACUUUUCUACGAUAUUUACGUUUUACUACCCUUUUAGAUCUUACUCUUACAUUUUACAUCACACACGCGGGAUAUUCUCUAUUUGUACUACAAUUUAUUACAACGUAUGUACAAUUGCGCAAUACUUUGUGCGAGUAAUGUAUUACAUUAGAUAGAAGAGUGCAUCUAGAAUGAAAUGGGACACGGAGCUUGCGUUACAAACUCGACUCGCUACAUUUGCAGCCUCCGAGUCGUGAAACGGUGUCGCAACGACGGGAACGCCCUAUCUGCGGUACGGGUAUCAUAGAAAUCCUAAAAAAAAGUAUUAGCUUCUGUAUCUAUCGGGGUGUUCGCGGCGUUUCGUUUACUGGAAUGCCUCUGUCUGUGAUCGCUUUAAUCUUAUCGAAGUGUCCAAGCGCUUGCGGCGACUCGAUAUUAAUAAUCGGUAAGCUCGCGAGAAAGAGAGAGAACAAAUAAAGACAAUUUGCAAGAUAAAAUAAAAAUAACGAAGACUAAUUUAGCUUAAUAUGCUCCGUGCGGGAGCUUGAACACUGCGCAUAAUCCUUAAAGAUCUCACAGGUAGACACCAUUAUAAAACGAUCAUCAUGUACCUUGAAAGUAUAGACUUUGUUAUGUUAAUGUAAUGAAGAACGUCUGUAAUAAAAAUGCGCAAAAAAUCGCA
This is a messenger RNA of Pogonomyrmex barbatus (red harvester ant), 3529 nucleotides long. It is a transcript of the gene PpV, whose product is annotated as Protein phosphatase V. NCBI's taxonomy places the organism in Eukaryota, Metazoa, Arthropoda, Insecta, Hymenoptera, Formicidae. The record is from RefSeq and is a predicted model, not a curated record. Gene Ontology annotation, molecular function: protein serine/threonine phosphatase activity.